Messenger RNA from Prorocentrum cordatum, 810 nucleotides. Lineage: Eukaryota; Dinophyceae; Prorocentrales; Prorocentraceae. The record is from the annotation of a GenBank genome assembly.
AUGGGCGGCCUGCUGUCCCAGAGCGGCGCGACCAAGGCCUCCUACCUGCAGCUGCGGGCGCUGGUUGAGCCCAGGUCCUCCGGGAGCUCGGGCUACAGCAAGCUCGGGGGCGCGGAGGCGGGCCGCACGCCGGAGGCGGUGAUCGUGCAGUCGCCCAACGGCCAGCCAAAGUGCGCCGGCAGGUACGUUCUCACGGACGACGUCGCGAACGGCAAGCCCGUCUGGAGGACCUCGAAGCAGGCCGGCAGCGGCGAGCUCGAGGACAGAUGGAUAUAUUUCAGCAUCAAGAGUACCUGGAACAUCGGGGGCAAGAAGGCGCGGCAGACCGACUUCUCCACGCACUCCGCCUUUGUCUUCGGCGAGGCCAGCCUGGGCAGGCUUGACUCCCCGCACCAGGUUACAAAGUCUUGGUGGAUAGCUACAGAAGGGCGCACUUUCCAGCGGGAUCCCUGCAUCAUUGUCAAGGCCGAGGUGAGGCCCCCCGAGGAGCCGGCGCCGUGCCCCGUGUUUCUCCAGUGCGGCCAGCCGCGGUCCGCGGCGGCGGCGGCGGCCCUCGUCGGGCUCGCCCUGGUGCUCGCCGGCUCCCUCGCGGCCGGGCGCCCGCUGCUCCGGGCGCCCGGCGGCGGCGACCACCGCGCGGGCCUGUCGCUGUCGCAGUGCGAGGCAGCGCUCAACGACCCAUCGUCGGCGCUGUCCAUUUUCCUGGAGUGCAAGGGGGUGCAGCUGGAGUUGACCACUGCGGGCAGGACGACCUCCGCGCGGGAGGGCUACGGCCCGGAGCCCCUCGUGGGCGGCCCCGAGAGGCUCUAG